Messenger RNA from Harpia harpyja (harpy eagle), 708 nucleotides. RefSeq names its product zinc finger CCCH domain-containing protein 11A-like. The transcript is spliced from 6 exons. Gene Ontology annotation, molecular function: metal ion binding. The record is from RefSeq and is a predicted model, not a curated record. The annotation marks the transcript as partial. NCBI's taxonomy places the organism in Eukaryota, Metazoa, Chordata, Aves, Accipitriformes, Accipitridae.
AUGUCUAAGCAAGGAGACGACUGCUACUUCUAUUUCUAUUCCACCUGUAACAAGGGAGACAGCUGUUCCUUCCGCCACUGUGAGGCUGCUCUGGGCAAUGAGAGAGUGUGCAGGCUGUGGCGGGAGGGUCGCUGUUUCAGGACUAGCUGCAGGUUCAGACACAUGGAAGUCGAAAAAAAACGCAGUGAGAUUCCUUGCUACUGGGAGAAUCAACCAGCUGGCUGUCAAAAAUCCAACUGUGCGUUCCGUCACACGAAAGGACGUUAUGUCGACGGACGCUUCUUCCCGCCAAGCAAAACUACGCUUCCAAGUCCCCCUGAGUCUGCAGAAGAUGCUGUGAAAAUGGCUCAGGCGUCACUGCAGCAAAACAAACUUUCUGUCCAGUCAAAUCCCUCUCCGCAGCUGAGGGGGGUGAUGAUAGUGGAAAACUCUGAAAAGGUCCCAAGUCCUACGCAUCCUCCAGUUGUAAUCAAUGCUGCAGAUGAUGAUGAAGAUGGGUACUUUUUACUUCCUGAAGACCAGCUUUCUGAAGAAGGAGGUGAAACUAAAACAGUUGUCCAGCAACCGGCAACAGAAGCCCCUAGUGGAUCGCGGAUAAUUUCCACUAGGAAAUGCAGCGGUAAUACAAAGCAAGAGGACAAUUUAAAUUUUGGAAUAAAAACACUUGAAGAAAUCAAAUUGGAGAAACUAAAGGAAAAAACAAAAAAG